AUGCAUCCAGCGUAUGACCAUGGUCUUGUCCAGAGCACGGCGGUUGGAACGAUUGCACUGUUACUCGUGUUCAGCCUUUCAAGGAACUGUGCAAGACUAUCACAAUUUUGCCAGUGUUUUGGAAAGCCAUCCCAAGUUACACGCCAUUCAGUUUCUUCCAGCCAUUUUCCCCAGAGGACUUCAACCAGGGACCGCCAAUCUCUUGCCAGCAGAAGAAAUCAUAUCCGUCAAAAUUUCACCUGUACUGGAGGCCAUUGCGACAAUACCCAAUCUGGCAGUAUUCCAUGGGGACUGCUGGUUACCGCCAACCACCCCACCACAUCUGGUCGAAAGAGGCAGAAGACGAACGAGGAAGACGAGGAUGAAGACGACAUGGACGAAGUCGAUGACACGUUCCAACCGGCAAUACAAGCUAUGAAAUCCAUCAGUGGACAUUCACGGCUGCAGCAAAUAACAAUCUACGGACCAAGUCUCGUGGCGGCGGCUCCCGAGUUACACACUAACGCCACCCUGAGGUUCCUAAAGGUCAAAUUGGGUAUGAUCAAACGACGAACCAGAAGCAACAACACUUUUGAGGGACAAGUAUUGGCUGACGUUGUGCGGAGUGCUCCAUCUCUAGCUACUCUGGUCUUGACAGUCGGGCACGAAGCAUUGCGAUGCCGCAUUGAUGGACAAAUCCUACACGUCAUCCAGGCACUGCAAGAGAACACCACCAUUACAAAAUUGGACCUCCCGUAUCAUCCCAAGAACCAUGACAUUCAAGAAGCUAUGAUUGACAUGCUCCAGGAAAACAAUAUGACUCUGACGGAAAUCAAUGUAUUAUUAUCCAGCGACAACGACAAUGCUGCUGAAGACGAAACAUUUCUGCAAAAGCAAGAGUUUUUCCUGAGACUAAACAGACUGGGUCGCAAGAGGCUACUGCAGCUAUCUCCUGCCGACCGCCGUCCUUGGAUCGAAACGUUGGCCACCGUGUCCAAUGAUGUGUCAUCCUUGUUCUACUUUUUGUCCAAGAAUCCAACCCUUUGUAGUCACGUUGCGACGGAAUGA
Seminavis robusta is the source of this 1047-nucleotide messenger RNA. NCBI's taxonomy places the organism in Eukaryota, Bacillariophyta, Bacillariophyceae, Naviculales, Naviculaceae. The record is from the annotation of a GenBank genome assembly.